Trematosphaeria pertusa is the source of this 261-nucleotide messenger RNA. RefSeq lists its product as uncharacterized. Lineage: Eukaryota; Fungi; Ascomycota; Dothideomycetes; Pleosporales; Trematosphaeriaceae. Bases 1 to 261 code for a protein of 86 amino acids. The record is from RefSeq and is a predicted model, not a curated record. The transcript has 2 exons.
AUGCACCCCCUCCUCGCCUUCUUCCAAUCCCACCUCCUCACCCUCGCCAACUACGGCGCCGACAUCGAAACCUCCGUCCUCCACAUUCCGCCCACCUUCCGCUUCUUCUCGCAGAACGCUGCCCCGGAGCGGCAGUGCAUAGAAGCUACUAUGCUACUCGCUGCGCCUUUCCACGCUUUCGUUACGAUUCCAGUGCUGGAUUGGUUGCUGGGCCCUGCUGGCGGGAAUAUUGGAGGCACAAGAACAGCCCUAGUAUGCUAG